CCCUCUCCUACUCGUCCACAUUUAGGUGAAGAAAAAAUAACCUCCUGUACGUAGUAGAAGUGACAAAAAUAUAGAUACACGAGGACGCGACAUCUGAGACGACUAACACCAAGAAGAAAACAUACAACUGGAAUAACUGCUGGAACUCCUAAAGCAACUACAUCAUAAUUAAAAUGAUGGUCUUGAGACGCAUCGUACUCGCGGCGGCGACGCAGCAGCUCCUAGUCUUCAAGACGAGCUUGGUGGAUGCAAAUUAAGGCACUUUUUAAAAAUAACCUUCUUUUUCCUCCGACUUUUUAUUCCCCAAUACUGAUUGAAUAUAGAAGCAAACUGAUUAGCUUUUUUCCUUCGACUUUUCCCAAUAGUACCGUUAAUUUGUAAUAGUACAAGCAUGUGCAUGUAGAAGACUAAAUAUUUCUGCAGAUCACAUGCAUUGCUAGGACUUUCUUGAACCUAACACUAACAAAAAAAUCGUCCUUUUUUUCCUUAUGGCGAUGCUAAUAAAAACUCGUAGGUACUUAAAUGAGCGAAUGAGUCAUCAUCUAAUGUGAAGAGAAUGAGGGAUUUUUUUUGCGAGGGUCGAAAAAUUUUGUGAAUAAGAAACCAGCAGAGGAAUACAGCUGCUCGGAAGAGAUGAGCCAUCCUUCAUUAUGGUCACCUUUUAUCCAUCUUGCUCGGCAUCUUGGUUCCCCUUCUCCCUGUAUUCUCAUGAAAAACAAGGGGAGGGGGGUCAAGAUGAGGGAGCCGAGACGAAUAUAAGCUGACGCUAACUACAGUGACUGAUGCGACCAAGAUAAAGCUCUGCGGAUCAAAGAGCAAUAUCAAUAUUACGGCGCCUACUUAGUAGCACCAGUAGUUAGUGUUCUGAAUAGCAGUACUAGUUCUAGUAGAUAGCGCGGUUAGUAGUACAUGUACAACUAGUUGUACUAAAAAUGGUCUUCAGUAGUACUAGCUAAGUUACUUAACUAGUACUAUUACAGACUUGUACUAGUAGUAGUACUACUAACCUCUGAUGUUUCUACUUACUUUUUCUAGAUAUGGCUCGACUUGCAUGUACCACUAGAUAGGGACUAGUCGGACUAGUAAUAGAAGGACUACUAGUACUUCUAGUACUUUUUCUAGAUACAACGGCUUGACUGUAAACAUCAAAAAAAACCGACUUUCGAAAGAGACUAAAGUGUGAGCUCUCGAAGUAGUCGUCUUAGUUGAUGUAGUAAAUGUAAGUCACAAACUAGCGCAGCGAUGGCGGGCCUUAAUUGAAGCAAGUACUUAGUAUUAAUGGAUUGCGGCGAACCAAGACCGUUUCUCGCCUAAUCUUUCCUUGCUAUCAUGUGAUAGAAUCGACACAUAGAAUUUCCUCUAAGUAAUCAUCCUCCUUUUGCUAUGUGAUAAUAACAGUAUUUCGUCUAAUCCUCCUUGCUAUGUGAUGCAGGGCGACGUCGCUCUCGAGUACAAAAAAGCGGUUAAGAAGGUACGGAGUAAGCCACCAAAGACAGAGAGGGCAGCGCUUUUAAAUUAAGAAAUUCGUUUGACAUGAUAAAGUGGACUAGGAGUAGAACUACUAGCGUCGUUGCUUAAUGUUGUAGAGCAACCAAGGACAAUGCCUAUUAUGCAAUACAAUACAAGAUGAAUGUUGUUCUUUCUAGGUGAAGAAAUAAGAAUCUUCAAGGACAAGAACUACGCCAUUGUAAGACAUAAUCGUCAAGUGCAACUACUAAUACUUAAAUACAACUAAAUUUUGAUAUAAAAAGAUACAUACUGUUAAGUACUGCAACUUACUACUUGCUGUAACUAAGUAAUAUACAGCUUAUUAAUAUUUGUGGCUCUCGUCGACUACGCCCAGUGAUGGAUACAAAAAAAAAAGAGUCGCGCCAAUGAAUUGGAUUGAAUUUAGGAUAAUAUCUACUGCAGCAUAUAUAAGCAGCUCCAUCUUAGGCAUGAUACGCAUAUCGCCGAGUAGAUUCGCAUCAUCUCAUGUAAGCUCCAUUAGAUCCAUCAGAGAACCUCCAUUCGACUUGCUAGAAGCUCCAUCAGAUCAUCAUAAGACUAGUGCAGUUGUAGCUAGGACGAGAGCGUUCUAAUUUCGGGAGUAUUGCUGCGGGUCGGUCUCAUCAUGUGGAAUAGGACGCUAAAGGACGCUUUGAAGGAUGCUAGUGGUCACACGCGCAUGACGAGAACCGAGUCGUGGAAUAUUGCGUCGCACUCGCAUGACGAGAACCGAGUGAAAAAGUAAUGCGUUGUAAUGGUGUAGUGAAAGUAGUUAGUAUGAUGAUACUAGAUGAUCAUCAUCUUUUUUACUUGAUGUUUUACAGUAGGAGAACGAAACCAGCACCAUAAAGCAAAAAACUUCUGGAAUACACAUUGCGAUCAUGAUGCAGGGUAGGUUGUUCCAGUACUACAAUUUUCAAGUAUUGUGCAAGUAUUUCCUUCAUAGAAUUCACGUAACAUCAACUCAUGUUGUAAAAUUUGUAUUUGAAUUUCUUGACUCUUUUGUAGUUUGGCCUUACUAGAAGGGAUUACGGGUGCGCCCGUCUCAACAGUCAACACCAUGCGUGAGGAUUCGGCAACGGCACCCUAUCCUAUCCUAUUCUGACUUAUAUGACCUUCUGGAUUAUAUAACCUAUCCUAUUCUUACUUAUAUGACCUUCUGGAUUAUAAUCUUCAACAUCUAUCAUACCAGUACCAUCUUCAUAUCCAUAUCAACGAAUUAUAGAUAUCGUCUCCUUAGGGCUAACAUUUACUUCUCCUAAGAUAUUUACAUCAUCAGAUAUCUUCUCCUUAUACACCACACCGUAUUGACAUUGUACAAUCACAUCACUUGAAAAAAAUCGCCACAAUAACCCACAAGCACCAGCAGUAUAUUUGCUCUUCGAAGAAAGGCGAAAAAGAGAAACGACGCCAUCAAAUCUAUUGGAAGCAUCCAGCAUUACCUACAAAAAAUGUAUGAAUCCAUUGUAACUGUAUCUUCUGUACUGGCAACACUAUAGAAACGAAUAGAAAAACUGCC
This is a messenger RNA of Amoebophrya sp. A25, 3007 nucleotides long. The record is from the annotation of a GenBank genome assembly. NCBI's taxonomy places the organism in Eukaryota, Dinophyceae, Syndiniales, Amoebophryaceae.